This is a messenger RNA of Komagataella phaffii GS115, 876 nucleotides long. RefSeq lists its product as hypothetical. The record is from RefSeq and is a predicted model, not a curated record. Bases 1 to 876 code for a protein of 291 amino acids. Lineage: Eukaryota; Fungi; Ascomycota; Pichiomycetes; Pichiales; Pichiaceae. The transcript has a single exon.
AUGUCAGUUCAUUUCGUUAUAGCAGCGAUUGUGUUUACAAUCCUAUACGGUAUCUUUGCUAUCGUCAGCAUAAGCAUCCUGUGGAAGAAAAGGACAAUUAGGACCUUCUAUACAGGACUAUUUUUAUUUGGUCUGCUUCGGGCCGCAGCGCAGGGAUGUUUGAUAGGCUUCUCAGCACAAGAAUUCAUCCCCCGACAAUGGCUCAUCGCCUAUAUUGUGUUGAAAACGGAAGCGUACUAUUUACUGAUCCUUAUCAGUCUCUUUUUGGUGUGUGCUUCUUAUUUGGAAGCCAAUGGGGGAUCUUGGUCGAAACGUGCCUCUUUCGAUUCGUCAAAAUCAUUACUGGGUUUCAAAAGAUUCAAUCUCAACACAGUCGUUCUAUUAUAUUGCUUAGCAGUUGUUGCCAAUGUAUUGGUGGUAGUGGGAGGUACCCUGUUGGCCAGCGUGAAUACUAACGAGUACGGAAACAAUCUUGCCAGAAUCAAUAGCAGCAAAGGCCUUCGAGCAACGGGUCAAGCAUUGUUUCUAAUGUCAACAUUAGCUGUGUUGACUUUGGCUGCCUGCGCUAUAGUCCUGGAUAACAUUAGAUCUUAUUUGCUAGCAUCUGUUUUCUUAGCUACUCCAUUCCUGCUGGUGAGAGGUGUGUAUGGUUUAUUAUCUCCUUUCAUUCAAGGGGCAAACUAUGCUUCCAUGGCGAAUUACGCAUCAACGGGAAUGUCAACUAGUUUUAUCGUCACUGAGUAUGUACUGGCCACAACCAUGGAGUUUAUUUCUGGGUGUAUUUUCCUGUCCACUUAUUAUGUGGUACAUUUCCACAAACGACAAGCAAAUAAUGCGAUCACUGAGGAUGAGAAUUAUGAUAAACCUUUUAUAUGA